AUGGAGCCGACUAGCACCUCCAACCGAUCUGAGACCGAGCUCGCAGACCUCUCCACGCGCGACCCACAAAGUAACACUGUGCCUCUGCAAAGCCCUUACGCUCAAAAGUUAAACGCGUACACCUGGUUCUGUAGUACAUUCGUUGUUGUGGGAUCUCUACUAUACGGUAUUGACUCGGGUAUCGUCUCAACUACUAUCUCGCAUGAGCAGUUCAAAGACUAUUUCGCACCCUUUACUUCUUCCAUUAAGGGUGCCGUCGUCUCCACCUUCUCUGGUGGAGCCUUCUUUGGCGUGUUCUUCUCCGCCUGGGCCGCUGACAAAUGGGGCCGCAAACGCACCAUAAUGUUUGCCGCCUGCUGGGCUGUUGUGGCGGGAAUUAUUCAAGCGGCCUCUGUCAAGGUUGGCAUGCUGAUUGCCGGCAGAAUUAUUGGCGGAUUUGCUGUUGGUAUCAUGAAUAUGGUGAUCCCAGUUUAUAAUUCUGAGAUUGCUCCGACUUCAAAGCGUGGACUCAUCACUGGUCUUCACGGUCAAUUUGUGGGGUUUGGCUUUGCUGCUGCGAAUUGGAUCGGCUUUGGAUGUUCCUACUCUAAUACCUCUUUUCAAUGGCGAUUCCCGCUUGCGUUCCAGUGCGUCCCUGCUUUAAUCCUCCUCUGUGGUCUACCCUUCCUUCCCUACUCGCCUCGAUGGCUUCUCGAGAAGGACCGUGCAGAGGAGGCUUAUGCGAUUCUCCGCAGACUUCAUGGAGAGAACAAUCUUGCAAAUCCUGCAUACCAGCGUUACUUCGACGAUGAAUUCGAGCAAAUGAAAGAGCAAAUCAGAUAUGAGCAUGUCCUAAAGUCAGGCACUAUGAAAAAUCUGUUAUCUAAGCCAUCAAAUCGGAAACGUUUGCUUCUUUCGAUUGCUAUUCAAGUCUUUGCUCAGCUUUCUGGUAUCAACGUCGUGAACUACUAUCAGACCGAUAUCUACGAGGGAGUAGGAAUCACCGGCCAUACAGUUACUCUCCUGGCGUCCCUCUACGGCAUGGUUGGCCCGGCAUUUAACAUGCUCUGUAUUUCUUAUGUCGAUCGAUUUGGACGCCGUUCUGCAUUAUAUAUCACCGGUGUUGCCAUGGCUGCUGAUCUCGCCAUUGUCAUGGCUCUUACUGCGAAUUACUCUGGGACAGAUAACAAAGUCGGACAAGGCUUUGCUAUUGCUUUUAUCUUCCUUUUCACAGCCAUUUACUCUCUCGGAUAUAACUCUAUUCACUACAUCUAUGUUCCCGAGAUUAUGAAUCAAGAAGUUCGAGCAAAGGGCACUGCUGUUGCGGUUUGUUGCAAUGUCAUCGUCAACAUCAUUUUCAACCAGAUCUCGCCUAUCGGUUUUGCCAAUAUCGGAUUCAAGUACUAUGGUGUCUUUAUUGCUCUCAACUGCGUGGGCGCUAUCAUCGUUUACUUCUACUUCCCAGAGACCAAAGGCAAGUCUCUCGAAGAGAUCAAUGAGAUUUUUGGCGAAGAGGUUGUGACCAGUCAGUUUGGCUUGGAGGAGAUGGGAAAGGUUGAUCAUCGCGAUGGCGCUCAGGCGCAGCACCGUGAAUGA
Messenger RNA from Myxozyma melibiosi, 1575 nucleotides. RefSeq names its product general substrate transporter. Gene Ontology annotation, molecular function: carbohydrate:proton symporter activity. Bases 1 to 1575 code for a protein of 524 amino acids. Lineage: Eukaryota; Fungi; Ascomycota; Lipomycetes; Lipomycetales; Lipomycetaceae. The record is from RefSeq and is a predicted model, not a curated record. Gene Ontology annotation, cellular component: membrane. The transcript has 3 exons. Gene Ontology annotation, biological process: carbohydrate transport; transmembrane transport.